AUGGCUUCUGUGAGAACUUCCUCCAUGUUCCAGUCACUGCUACUGCUGCUGAGUCUGGUGGCUAUAGUGAAGGCAGCAAGAGUAAUUCCACGAAAUCCAAAAUGCCCAAAUACUGAGGACAAGAACUUCCCUCAGAGCGUGAGAGUCAACCUAAAUAUCCAUAAUUCGAAUGCAAAUUCUAGAAGGCCCUCAGAUUACUACAACCGGUCCACCUCACCUUGGAAUCUCCACCGCAAUGAGGACCCUGAGAGAUAUCCCUCUGUGAUCUGGGAGGCAAAGUGCCGCCACUUGUUCUGUGUCAAUCCUGAAGGGAAGAUGGACCACCACCUGAACUCCGUCCCCAUCCAGCAGGAGAUCCUGGUCUUGCGUAGGGAGCCUCGGCACUGCCCCCACUCCUUCCGGCUGGAGAAGAUACUCAUCACUGUGGGCUGCACCUGUGUCACCCCCAUUGUCCACCACGUGGCUUAA
Myotis myotis is the source of this 468-nucleotide messenger RNA. It is a transcript of the gene IL17A, whose product is annotated as interleukin 17A. The record is from RefSeq and is a predicted model, not a curated record. Gene Ontology annotation, cellular component: extracellular region. Gene Ontology annotation, molecular function: cytokine activity. The transcript is spliced from 3 exons. NCBI's taxonomy places the organism in Eukaryota, Metazoa, Chordata, Mammalia, Chiroptera, Vespertilionidae. Gene Ontology annotation, biological process: inflammatory response. The coding region runs from base 1 to 468 and encodes 155 amino acids.